Molecule: messenger RNA, 2322 nt
Organism: Lytechinus pictus (painted urchin)
Lineage: Eukaryota; Metazoa; Echinodermata; Echinoidea; Temnopleuroida; Toxopneustidae
Product: U6 snRNA phosphodiesterase 1-like
Exons: 6
Coding region: 80-889 (269 amino acids)
Biological process (GO): U6 snRNA 3'-end processing
Cellular component (GO): nucleus
Molecular function (GO): 3'-5'-RNA exonuclease activity
Source: RefSeq, a predicted model, not a curated record
CAAAACACGAACACCGAAAAAAAAAACAUCCGCACGUGCUUUUAUUCGUCGUCACGCAACCGAUGGAAUAUGCAAUGCUAUGAAAAUGGCAGGACUUGACGCCUUGAAAUCAUAUGGAAGCGAUAGCAGCUCCGAAAGUGAUGGUGUUCCCGACGAAUCCCUUCAAACAAGCAGACAGGAACCGGGAUUCAAAAACCAGGUCCAAAGACGCUCCCCCACAGCUGAGAUCAGCACCCUGCCACUGCCUGGUGAAAUCCUUUCCAUGUUUAGUAGUCCAUCCUCUGAAAUAAACAGCCCUAUAGAGCAUCAGGGGAGGAUCCGAAGCUUUGCUCAUACUCCAGGAAACUGGGCCACGUUUGUAUACAUACAAGCUGAAACUCCCAGCCUAUCCAGCCUCACAGAGACAUUGAUGUCCUGCUUGCCUCAGGAUCUGACCUUUCACCCCAGCGAUGACCUCCAUCUCAGCCUAUCCCGAACAGUGUGUCUACAGUUCCACUGGAUUGACCCAUUCAUACAGUCAUUUCGCGAGAGGGUUGGAGGUCUAAGGUCAUUCAAAUGUCAUGUUGAACAGGUGGAUGUGUACACCAAUGAUGAAGAGACAAGGACAUUUCUGGGUUUGAAGAUUGGAGCUGGCCAUGAAAUCUUAUGUGACCUGGUGAAACUGACCGAUGACUGUCUUCAAGAGUUCUCAUUGCCAGUAUUCUAUGAGGAUCCAUCAUUCCAUGUUAGUUUCUGCUGGUGUGUUGGAGAUGUGUCGUCUAAGAUUGGUCCCAAAGUGUUGCAAGAGCUACAGAAUAAGUUAAACAACCAUCUUGGUGAACUUUCAGUCGAUGUGCGUGAAAUCCGCUGCAAGAGCGGCUGCAAGAAGUUUGUCUUUCCGCUAAGAUGAAAUUCCUGUGUGGCUUUCACCAGAUGGCACUGUCGAAGAGAAACGGUACCAGCACUGCUAAAUCAACUGCAAGCGCUGGUACAUUCUUCUCCACAUGACUUGACAAGAACAGCUGUGAGAGAUUUCUUCUGGGAUGGUCAUCACUCAACCCAUUCAGGGAGACUUCACGUGAAUGCCAAUUAUAGUGAUAGAAGUCCUUGUGGCUUCUACCCAGAAGGGCUACGGAAGAACUGCUACAGGUGUAGAAGUUUCUUCCAUGAAGAUUAGGUCAAGUGGCUUCAAGUAAGUCCCUUGGUAAAAGAAAACGGUAUCUGCACUGCUUAGUCAACUGGAAGCUCACGUGGGUUUAUGCUCAACAGGACUUGACAAGACCAGCUGUAAGAUGUGUGUAUUUCCUGUAAGAUGUACUUUGAUGGAGGGAAGAUUUCACCUGCAAAGUUCAGUCAACUAGAAUGGCAUGUGGCUUCUCCUCAACAUGACCUGGCUGCAAAAGAAAGAGAAGAAUGAAAAGAACCAGGUUCAUACACGAAAGAAUGGUUUGUACAGACCAGUGAAUUGAAAUAUCAAUUCCUUGAAACAAAAAAAUCAUAAAGUCUGGAUUUUUCAUACUUUCUUCAUGCAAUUUUUUCUGAGAUAUUCUUUUUAAUGAUAUUGAGAUUUAAUUUAUUUGAAUUAUUAGGGAAUUAUGUGUUAUACUAUUGGUGAAUUCAAUUUUGGAUGGCUCCAACCUGACAUGUAGUGCAUAAAGAUCAGUCUCGUGGAUUGAUGCUUGGGUUUUUAUAAACUUUCAUAAAACAUGAAUACACAAUAUACAUCAAUGAGUCAUGAGAAAGUACAAUAUGCUGUAGAUUUCUGUGGAAACUCAUGGGAUUUUGAAAAUGUGUAAUUGUAUUAACUCAGGUAUGAAAUUUAAAGCUAAAUGAACGUAGUUGCAGUAAAACACUGAUUUCGUGAGAAAGUCAGUAAAACCAAGGUAAAAUAUUAAUAUAUCAUCGUGGAUCUAGAUCUGGUACAGUUACAUAAACUGAACUUUGUUAAAUCAUAAUAUCUAGCUAAAAAACGAUCACACUGAAGAUCGCCUACACAGAUAGGCACACGUGGGACAGUGUAUUAUUAUUGCUGGAAUAAAGACCCGACGGAAGUGACCGAAUCCGCGCUUAUUUUGCUUAUUUCUCAGCAAUUACACAAUUUCUUCCAGAAUCCUUUGGCACAUAUUUUUUAUUUAUACAAACAGACACUUUGGUGAUCAUUGUAUUAAAUUCUGUAAAAAGUCAUUUUGAGAUCGUUCCCAAAACUGGAAUUUACCUUUAAGCACCUGGAGAAUAUUGCCCUUCUGGGAGCACACCUGCCAUAUAACGUUAUCAGAAGUUGCUCAAGACUUGAAACCCUUGUUUAUUCGAAAAUAUUGUUCACAAUAAAGCGCAAAAAUUCAA